Lichtheimia ornata is the source of this 948-nucleotide messenger RNA. RefSeq lists its product as uncharacterized. Gene Ontology annotation, biological process: rescue of stalled cytosolic ribosome; positive regulation of protein phosphorylation. Gene Ontology annotation, cellular component: nucleus; cytosol. The coding region runs from base 1 to 948 and encodes 315 amino acids. Gene Ontology annotation, molecular function: translation regulator activity; protein kinase C binding; ribosome binding. Lineage: Eukaryota; Fungi; Mucoromycota; Mucoromycetes; Mucorales; Lichtheimiaceae. The transcript is spliced from 6 exons. The record is from RefSeq and is a predicted model, not a curated record.
AUGACUGAUACACUUGCAUUCCGUGGUACUUUGGAAGGUCACAACGGCUGGGUCACCUCCAUUGUCACCUCUCCCGAAGCUCCCGACAUGGUCAUCUCGGCAUCGCGCGACAAGUCUAUCAUCGUUUGGAAUAUCACAAGGGAUGAAAUUAACUAUGGCGUGCCUCGCAAAUCCCUCCUUGGCCACAACCACUUUGUUGAGGAUUUGGCCUUGUCAUCCGACGGUCAAUUUGUGCUUUCGGCUUCCUGGGACAAGACCCUUCGCUUGUGGGAUCUCAACACUGGCACCACCACUCGUCGCUUUGUUGGUCAUACCAACGAUGUGCUCUCCGUUGCCUUUUCGGUUGACAACCGUCAAAUCGUUUCCUCCUCGCGUGAUAAAUCUAUCAAAUUGUGGAACACCUUGGGUGAAUGCAAGUACAACCUCGUUGAGGAUGGUCAUAGCGGCUGGGUUUCAUGCGUUCGUCUUUCACCUAAUCCUGCCAACCCUGUCAUUGUUUCUGGUGGCUGGGACAAGCUUGUCAAGGUUUGGGACCUUAGCAAGCUCAAGUUGCGUGCCAACUUCGUUGGCCACAAUGGCUAUGUCAACGCCGUUACUGUUUCCCCUGAUGGCUCGCUUUGUGCUUCUGCUGGCAAGGAUGGUCAAGUGAUCUUGUGGGAUUUGAAUGAGAACAAGCACUUGUACUCGCUUGAUGCCAAUGAUGAAGUCCACGACCUUAUCUUCUCCCCCAACCGUUACUGGCUUGUCGCUGCUACAGGUGCUUCCAUUCGCAUUUGGGAUCUCGAGAACAAGAGCAUUGUUGAUGUCCUUCAACCUGAAUUUACCAACAAGGGCAAGGUGCAAGAUCCCCAGUGCUUGUCACUUGCAUUCUCAGCCGAUGGCAACACCCUCUACUCCGGCCAUGCAGACAACUUGAUCCGCGUCUGGCAGGUGUCUCGCACUUUGUAG